CGAAACUUCAAGAACGGGACGAGCAUGUUGCGCCACGCCGCCGCAGUCCGCCAUCGAUUGACCCAGACGCUGGCUUCGCCGCAACCGCUUCAGAGGGAUCCCCUGUCGAUCCUCAAGACGAUCGCCGAUGCUGUCCCUUCGUCAUUGAUGAAGAUGACCUCGGCAGACUGGCUGCUUCGACUGACAGUCAUGGCACGACACAACUCGUCGCGGCCGCCGUCAACCACCCAGUCCCCUUCGACAUUGCGUGGUGUAUUGCAGUCCUCAAUGAAGCUUGAAGAGAGUGCUUUUCUGAAGGAAUUGCAGUACUACGUGCGUGUCUGCGAUGCCGUCUACGCUUCGACCCAAGAGCGCUUCAUGAAGGACAGUCUCUUGGCCGACUCGAACGUGACGAUCGUGCAGUCGCACCAAGGCGGGGUGUUCGCGCCAAAGUACUACGUAUAUGUCGACCACGACAUACAGACCAUCGUGCUGGUGAUCCGGGGCAGCGCCAGCAUCCAGGACUUUGUCACAGAUAUGUGCAUGCACCAUGAGCCCUUUCAAACCGGCUACGGCCACCGUGGGAUUGUCCACGCUGCCAAUUGGCUGGACUGGAAGCUCCGCGACGACAUGAUCAAACUCGCCGCCACCCAUCCCACGUACGACGUCCGACUCACCGGCCACAGCCUCGGCGCCGGCGCUGCGGCGCUCUUGGCGCAUCUGUGGUCGCCUGUGAUUCCCCGCAUGCACUGCCUUGUCUUCGCCCCGCCAGCAUGUUUAACCCUCGACUUGGCGCAGACGUGCCGAGGCCAUGUGACUAGCGUCAUCCUUGGCGACGACUGCGUGCCACGACUGAGUGGGGCCAACCUUGUCGCAUUGCUGGAUGAGGUGGAGCAUUUUGAAAUGUCGUCGGCGUUAAAGACGAUGGUGACCGAGGAACUUCAAGCCAAAGCCAAACAAACCGAGCAAAGCGCGGGCGUCCGGCACAUUCGCCACGCCUUGGGGCGUGUGGAAAGGCUGAAACAGACGGCUUCGCAGAACUGGACGACAAAGCUCUCGUCUAUAUCGCCUCCGUCCGUGGACACGUUGUCGUGGCUACAAGACAAGCCAUUUGCGACUGAAUUGAAGCAACUAUGGAAGCAACUCGACAAGCGCGGGGACGAAACUACACUAAAAAGAGUGGACAAAGGCAGCUGGCUAGAAGACAAACCGUUUGUGCAAGAGCUGAAGAUGUUGUGGGAGCAAGUAGACUCGCAUCUGGGUCGAACCCAGCAAUUUUUAUCGCUGGACCCGACGCAAUGGCCGCGGGUGUCGGCGUGGCCGUUCCAGGUGACCGCCCAAGAGCAGUUUGAAUGGCGCCAGCGCAUGGAUUUUGUGUCGUCCAUGCCAAACAAUUCGUCUUCCAAGAAACUCAUGUCGUUGUGGGGCAAGUUGGACGUGAAUGUGGUGGCUAUCGAAGGGCUGCUUCGCUUCGUCAACGACCCAGAGCGCAAGCGUCAGCUGGUUGGCCAGAUCGAAGGGCUGCUGCGCGAGAUUUCCACCACCCGAUCAAUGUUUACCAACUUGGCGCCGGUGUUGGAUCCAAUGUCGAAUCGACUGUAUGAACUGCUCAUGGCGACAAAGCACACACUCGAAAAAACCAAUGUGGUGAUUCCCAUGACCAACAAUUUCAAAUCACCAGCGAAUAUCGACCCAGCCAAGUAACGUUUGCACUCACAUUACUAUACACAACUAGUAGACAAACACUCGUUCCGAUCUAGGGAACCGAAGCCAACUGCUUCGUCGCCCGUGCUGCAAAACAAAAUUCUGUCCAUGGUCGAUGGUAUCUGCGCCGAAUUGCGCCGUGAAAUCGAUUCGAUCCUGGAGCUGGGCAAGUCUUCCGUCAGUGGGGAUAACCAAGCCAACCAGCGUCAAGUCGACGACGAGCUACAGGGCAUGGCCCCAGUGUUCCCACCUGGCAAUAUAGUUGUCCUUGACACUGUACGUUCCUGCUCAUGAUAUUCGAUGGACAGCAAGAAAUGAUAAGUCGUUGAUCAACUAGUCGGGAGCCCACCCAGCGCUGACGCAAGUGUCGGACGUGAACACGUAUUUCAACCGGAUCAUUGUUUCGAAUGACAUGAUUGGGGACCAUUUGAGCUCGACGUACGACGACGUGAUUCGAAGCAUGCUCCAAGUGCGCGAAGAACAAGGCAAAGAUCAUAGCACCUUCAAGGCGGAGUAAAAACGCAAGAUAGAACAGUAAUCAAAUGCCAUACAAAUCAGUCGCAGAAUUGAAUUCAGUGUCAUACACAGGCAGCAGCAGCAUUCGCGCUACAGUCCUUACUAGCUGGACAUAUAUUGUCCGUCGAUCAUUAAACUGAACUAUAUACAGUCGAGUAUGAUGCAUCGUUUGCCUGGAUGACUG
Messenger RNA from Aphanomyces astaci, 2383 nucleotides. RefSeq lists its product as hypothetical. The record is from RefSeq and is a predicted model, not a curated record. The transcript has 11 exons. Gene Ontology annotation, biological process: lipid metabolic process. The coding region runs from base 25 to 1683 and encodes 552 amino acids. Lineage: Eukaryota; Oomycota; Saprolegniomycetes; Saprolegniales; Verrucalvaceae.